CAAUUAACAUCCGCAUGUUUUGAACAGUCCACUCACUCUUUAAUCCACUUUAGCUUCAUCACUUUCAAUCAAUAAUCUUUCUCCAUCUAUUACUGUACUCACAAGCAUCAUCUUCAAUUGCCACUGUACUUUAUUUUGGAGCUAAUUUCAUGGGCGCACUGUAAUAACUGAUAGAAAAAAACAGAUGGGUUCUUUAGAAAACGGGGUUCCAUUGAAAAGAGAGAGUCUUCUACGCUCCUCUUCAGCUGGUAAUAGAUACCCGUUUUUAUUACAAAGACCCAGAUCGAGAUUCUCACGGUUCUUGCUGUUUAAGAAGCUGGAUUAUCUCCAAUGGAUUUGUACUGUUGCUGUUUUUUUGUUCUUUGUUGUUCUUUUUCAGAUGUUUUUACCUGGUUAUGUUGUUGAUAAAUCAGAGGUUUCUUUGAGGAGAAAUGAGGCUGUUUCUGGGGAUUUGUUGUAUUUGAAACUAAUGGGUACUUUGGAUUUUGGUGAAGAUAUAGUGUUUGAGCCUGUUAAGGUUUUAGAGAAAUUUAAGGAAAAUAGAGAGGUGAAUUUAUCUUUGUCUGGAUUUAAUAGAACUCGAGUUCGUUUUGGAUAUAGGAAACCCCAGCUUGCAUUGGUCUUUGCGGAUCUGUUUGCUGAUCCGCAGCAACUGACGAUGGUGACUGUUGCAACUGCAUUGCAAGAGAUUGGUUAUGCAAUUCAGGUUUUUUCAGUCAAGGAUGGUCCCGUGCAUGACAUAUGGAAAAGCAUAGGAGUUCCAGUCACAAUUUUCCAGAAAAAUCACAUGAUGGAGAUUUCUGUUGAUUGGCUAAUUUUUGACGGCAUACUUGUGCACUCACUUGAGGCCAAGGUUAUAUUUUCAUGUUUUAUGCAGGAACCUUUCAAGUCCAUUCCUCUUAUAUGGACCAUCCAUGAAAAUACGCUUGCUGUUCGUUCACGGCAAUACUCUUCAGAUGGGCAAACUGAGCUUUUGAAUGACUGGAAAAGAGUUUUCAACCGUGCUACCGUAGUUGUCUUCCCAAACCAUGCCCUACCGAUGAUGUACUCAGCAUUUGAUUCUGGGAAUUAUUAUGUUGUGCCUGGUUCACCUGGCAACGCAUGGGAAGCAGAUUCUAUGGCAGCAUUAUACAAAGAAAGCAUGCGUCUGAAGAUGGGUUAUGGGCCUGAUGAUAUGGUUAUUGCAAUUGUAGGAAGUCAGUUUCUGUAUAGAGGUCUGUGGCUGGAGCAUGCACUCAUUUUGCAGGCAUUAUCACCACUUCUCCUAGAUCCCUCAUACGAUGAUAAAUCAAAUUCUCAUAUCAAAAUCAUUGUUUUUAGCUGGAAUUCAACAAGUAAUUACAGUGUGGCUGUUGAGGCAAUUGCUAUUAACCUACAUUAUCCAAGAAGUUCUGUUAAGCACAUAGCUGUUGAUGGAAAUGCAGGUAGUUUUCUAGACGCAGCUGAUAUUGUUAUAUACGGAUCCUUCCAUGAGGAGCAAUCAUUUCCAGAAAUUUUGAUGAAAGCCAUGUGCAUCGGGAAACCCAUCAUAGCGCCAGAUCUGUUUAUGAUCAGGAAAUAUGUUGAUGACAGAGUGAACGGCUAUCUUUUUCCUAAGGAGAACAUCCGGGUUCUGACGCAGAUUAUGUCCCAAGUGAUUUCUAACGGAAAACUAUCUCCUUUAGCUCGCAACAUUGCUUCAGUGGGAAAAUUCACUGCUAAAAAUAUGAUGGUUGCAGAAACUGUUGAAGGUUAUGCUUAUCUGCUCGAAAACAUAAUUAAGCUCUCUUCAGAAGUUGCAAUUCCGAAGGCUAUUGUGCAGAUUCCUUCGAAGUUAAUAGAAGAAUGGCGCUGGGAUCUAUUUGAGGCGUUUUCGAAUUCGACCUAUGAAGAUAGCACUUUGAGAAGUUCUAGAUUCUUGACUAAGGUUGAGGAGCAGUGGAACCAUGCCCAAAGAGAAAUCUAUAAUUCUGUAGGUUCCAACGAUGAAUCAUUCUCAUAUGACAUUUGGGAAGAAGAGAAAAACAAUCAGAUACUUUACGCGAGAAAGAGAAGAGAGGAACAAGAGCUAAAAGAUCGAACAGUUCAACCUCAUGGUACAUGGGAGGAAGUAUAUCGAAGUGCCAAAAGGGUCGACCGAUCUAGAAAUGAGUUACAUGAAAGGGAUGAAAGGGAGCUCGAGAGAACAGGUCAACCAUUGUGCAUAUACGAACCAUACCUUGGGGAAGCAACCUGGUCUUUUCUUCACAGUAGUUCACUUUAUCGUGGAAUAGGACUGUCUACAAAAGGUAGAAGACCCAGGAUGGAUGAUGUUGAUGCAUCCUCUCGUCUACCACUUCUUAGCAAUCCAUACUAUCGAGAUGUUCUCGGUGAAUAUGGAGCAUUUUUUGCAAUUGCAUAUAAGAUUGACCCUAUUCACAAAAAUCCUUGGAUAGGGUUUCAAUCUUGGAGGGCAACUGCGAGGAAGACAUCUUUAUCUCGGACUGCUGAAAAGGCGUUAUUAGAUGCAAUCGAAACACGGAGGCACGGGGAUACACUCUACUUUUGGGUUCGCAUGGAUACAGAUCCUAGAAACCAGGUGCAAAAUGAUUUUUGGUCAUUUUGUGAUGCUAUUAAUGCUGGCAAUUGCAAGUGGGCAUUCUCCGAGGCCUUUAAGAUGAUGUAUGGCAUCAAGCAAGAUCUGGAUGCUUUACCACCGAUGCCUAAUGACGGUGACACGUGGUCUGUCAUGCAGAGUUGGGCUCUGCCAACCAGGUCAUUUCAAGAGUUUGUAAUGUUUUCAAGAAUGUUUGUAGAUGCAUUGGAUCAGCAAAUGUAUGAUGUGCACCACCAGAGCGGGCAUUGUUAUCUGAGUUUAUUGAAGGACAAGCAUUGCUACUCACAAGUUCUCGAGCUGCUCGUCAAUGUUUGGGCAUAUCAUAGUGCAAGGCAUAUGGUGUACGUGGACUCCGAGACUGGAAUAAUGCAGGAACAGCACAAGAUGAAGAGUCGGAGGGGAAAGAUGCGGAUCAAAUGGUUCUCAUACGCUACCCUAAAAAGCAUGGAUGAGGACUUGGCGGAAGAGGCAGAUUCUGACAAUCCCAAGAAAAGGUGGUUAUGGCCAUCAACCGGAGAGGUUAUCUGGCAAGGCAUUUUCGAGAAAGAAAGGAUUCUCCGGAAUCAGCAGAAAGAGAAGAGGCGGCAACAAAGUAAAGAUAAACUAAAGAGGAUGAAGGGUAAACAACGGCAGAAGGUAAUCGGGAAAUACGUGAAACCGUCUCCCGAAAACUCGGAAAAUUCAAACUCAACAAUUAUUAAUUCAAAGCUAUUGUAGAUUGAAGUUCAUAUUUUUUUGAGAUUAGUAGCCACUGAAAGUAGGAAUUAAUUUGAUAAUUCUUUUAUUGUUGAUUUCUUCCCUCAAAGUUGUCAUCUUUUGUUGAAGUCGUGUUAAGUACGAGGGAUUUGUAUGUAAACUUACGCAAUGCUAAUAUUGCAGAAUGUCUCAUAGUGUAUACUAAGUUCAUAUUCUCAUCUUUACUAA
This is a messenger RNA of Mercurialis annua (annual mercury), 3499 nucleotides long. RefSeq lists its product as uncharacterized. Gene Ontology annotation, molecular function: glycosyltransferase activity. The record is from RefSeq and is a predicted model, not a curated record. Bases 185 to 3292 code for a protein of 1035 amino acids. The transcript is spliced from 14 exons. Lineage: Eukaryota; Viridiplantae; Streptophyta; Magnoliopsida; Malpighiales; Euphorbiaceae.